CGACCCCAAAAUUUGGUCAAGGCAAGUCAAGUCGAAGGCAGCUCGACUUGACUGAUUUGAGGUCAGAAUUAACUACUUUUAAAGCUAUUCCCAGUAUCUCUAGCACUCCAGGAACGCCAACUUGAGGGUUUUUCUAGUGUUGCGGUUGAUGUGGGCUCAAAAACGGGGGGCAAGUGUCUAUAACCCGGCUGGCCCAGGUGGGUCAUCGGGCCGGAAAAACCCCCCACCCGGUAAAAGUUCGGGCUCCGGCCACGGGCCUUCAAACAACCAAACUGCAAAGAUACCGAACUGCGAAGAUAUCCAUCAUCCUCUAUUCGCCCAGCUUACCAACCCAGUUGCGAUGCGCCUGACCGAGCCCCUGACCGAAGCCCUGACCGAGCCCCUGACCGAGCUAUCUUCGAACGAUGCCCCCUCUACCACUGCGACGGCUGGUAUCGUCAGACCGCCUCUAUUCCAGCCACGAAGAACCCUCCACGAACAAGCCAACGCACUGGCCGACACUGACAUCCAGAGCUUGCCUGCGGAUGUUGCCCAAUUGCCCACCAUUCAGUCUGGGCGGCGGCGCUUCGUUUUGGAGCGGUUUCUCCACAAACGAACAGUCAGGACCUCCUGGAUUUCCCAGUAUGGCAUCUUCAUCGUCGAGAUAGGUGUCGCUACUGCAGAGGGCAGGCAACCUGUCUUUUGGUGUUGUUCCUUUUGCGAUAAACUGUACAACGCUGUAGCAACAACAACAGGCAACGUCUUCCUCGCCUUUCUACGAUGGCCUUCAACGUCCUUACUAUCCCAGCGAUGUCUGCGGAGUGCGAGAGGGUGUUCAGCAGUGCGAAGCUUACAGUGGGCUUAAAACGCCAGAGCCUCGAAGACAAUACUAUCAACAUGGUGGAGUGUCUGAAACAGUGGGCAAAGAGGCAGUAAAGACUGGGAGACUCGGAUCUGGGUGGCUCAGGGGGGGGAUAAACGGGGCCCGGUGCGGAACAACCCAUUCCGGGGGAUUAUGUAAGCGGCUUGGCAAAGCUUUGGGUCAACGCAAGUCGAGGCACUGACAAGGCAAGUCGAGUAUCUCUAGCCUCAAAUCAAAGCAAGUCGGUGUGCCGAUUUGACUUGAUUUGCCUUGUGGGCAGCACUGAGCCAUAGUCUGGCCUAGAGAUCGCCGUCGCUGUAAGCGGGGGUCCGGCCAA
Molecule: messenger RNA, 1178 nt
Organism: Parathielavia appendiculata
Lineage: Eukaryota; Fungi; Ascomycota; Sordariomycetes; Sordariales; Chaetomiaceae
Exons: 1
Coding region: 149-844 (231 amino acids)
Source: RefSeq, a predicted model, not a curated record